AUGAAAUUGACUUCAUUAUUGUGCUUGCCGGUUGUACGAAAUUGGAAAGGAGUAGCUGUUUGGCAAGAAUCAGAUCGUAUUAAAUUCCCGAAAGGCAAAAGUGAACGACGUUUCGCCUUACAUAAGUCACCAGCUGUCUACGCUUUUGUUAUUACACUGUAUAUGCUUUACUCUCGGGUCCGAAGUGAUAGUGAUAAGAAUUACAGACCAAUAUGGGCUCGAAUCAGUGCGAAUCAAGAGAACACAGCAGCGUUACCGGACCGAUCCCAGCUAACGAAGUAUACAUAUAUGUUUUUUGAAUUCUUGCUGAUCAAAGCACUGGUGAAAGAGGCGCCGCCGGAAACGAAAGAUUUUUAUUUCCAACAAACAAUGCUUCGCAUCAAAGAUCCUCGGAAAACGUUGCCAUUUUACUGUAAUAUUCUGGGGAUGAGAUUACUGAAGCAGAUGGAUUUUCCAGAAGGAAAAUUCUCCUUGUAUUUCUUGGGCUAUAAGCCAGCAUCAGAAAUCCCAAGUGAUCCUGUAGAGCAGAAACGCUAUGCACUUUCGACAUUAGCAACGAUCGAAUUAACUCAUAAUUGGGGCACCGAGAACGAUCCUAAUUUCAGUUAUCAUAAUGGAAAUAAAGAACCACGAGGUUUCGGUCAUAUUGGUAUAGCAGUAAAGGAUGUAUAUGCGGCAUGCAAACGUUUCGAGGAAUUAGGCGUUGAGUUCGUGAAGAAGCCCGACGAUGGUCGCAUGAAGGGAUUAGCAUUUAUUCAGGAUCCGGAUGGUUAUUGGAUCGAAAUAUUCAAUCCUUAUACUGUAUAG
Loa loa (African eye worm) is the source of this 807-nucleotide messenger RNA. RefSeq lists its product as hypothetical. The transcript is spliced from 7 exons. Gene Ontology annotation, molecular function: lactoylglutathione lyase activity; metal ion binding. Bases 1 to 807 code for a protein of 268 amino acids. The record is from RefSeq and is a predicted model, not a curated record. NCBI's taxonomy places the organism in Eukaryota, Metazoa, Nematoda, Chromadorea, Rhabditida, Onchocercidae.